Molecule: messenger RNA, 2355 nt
Organism: Hydatigera taeniaeformis
Lineage: Eukaryota; Metazoa; Platyhelminthes; Cestoda; Cyclophyllidea; Taeniidae
Source: the annotation of a GenBank genome assembly
AUGGUCAUUGAACAGGGGACUUAUACAGAGCAUGUGUGUGAAAUUUGCGCUGCUGGAAUUUUCCUUACGGCACCUUCUUGUUCUGCUCUGCAGAACCACUUUCCUGAAAAACUCGGCCAGUUUGAGGGGGAUGGCAAGCGGCGCUUACCGAUGCGGAUUCGGUUGAUGUACUACUCCGACUACGUGAAGGCCGACCACAUGGGCAUGGCUAUUGCUGCCCUCGGUGACAGUGAUGGACCGCCAUUCGUUAUUCAAGAUAUCGUAAAGAACUCAAUGGCGGACAGGGGCCACCUAGAAGUGGGUGACGAGUUAUUUUCAGUGGACAAUCUCUGCUGUUCCUUUGUUGCUGAUCGUCCCAUUCUCGUGCCCACGUUGACCAAACUUCAUCAGCUGCUGGAGCGCCUUGCGAAGAAGCAGAGGCCCGUCGAGGUGAAGGUAUUUCGGGGACAUGGUCCAUCUGACCGAGGCAUCUUAGGAUAUGUCGAAUAUGUGAAUGAGGUGUAUAGUGACGAAGUUGCAAAACAUGGCGAAAACGGAGCGCCACAAAGAGAUGUUUCAGACGGUGGAGGCAUCACAUUGGUCGAAGUCGAAAAGGUUCACCCUGUACGAGGCGUUCAGCAUUUCGUUCCUUCAUCGGAAAGUGUUGUGGCUGAUUACCAAGAUCCUGAAAUGGUGUACACAACUUCGCCGCAAGUCGAAAUGGCCUCCACGGUGGUGACAGCUGAAGCUGGUGUGGGGGUAUCGCGAUCAAAGUCAUCGCCGGAGGUUGUCGAAGUUUCCAACCCCAUAAAAGCGCAUCAAUGUGGGCAUUUGCAACCACCGGUCCUAGCAGUUUACGGUAUUUCGUCUGAAUUGCAGCCCUUAAGCUCGGCAUUGGAAGCUUCGGCGCUUGCAUCACCUCCGCCAUCGUCGAAAUGGGCGCCAAUCAUAUCAUCUGAGGCGUCUUCAUCGAUUUGCACUGCUUCAUCUCCGCUACCAUCUAUUCUAGGGCUGACGUCGUCACACCUCAAUGGACAUCCUAAGUCCUCGCUGCUUGCCCCACCGCUGUCGGCUUGUGGGAACUCUGCAACUCAGCCUCUUCUUGAACAGUCAAUCGAUUCCACACAGGAACUUCAACCAAGGCUUAUUUUGUAUCCGAGAGCUCAAUCGCCUAGCAAAGGUUUUGUAUCUGCUCAACAAGAUACUGCACCCAUUAGUCGCUCACUGCCUUCACAAAAAAGAAAUUUCAAUGAAGAUAUGCGUACACAGAAAGCAAAUCCAGAUUAUAAGUCCCCUCCGGCCAAGGCGUCGAUUUCGCAUAAUCCACUUCAAACUAACACAUGUCAGACCCUGCGUUCUCAAGAAAUAAAACAAGCCUUGGAGUCCCAGGAUGACGUGCAAUACGAUAGUGAUGUCAGUUCUUUGAACGAGGGUGUGUACUUCGAACCCAACCCAUCAGACUUCAAUUUAAAAAGUGAUUUAAAAAUUUCCGGACCCAUGGUAGUGGCUUAUGAGAAUAAUCUACUGGCUACAAGUGAUGUUGACAACGAUGAUUUUUCGAAGAAGACACAAGAGAUAAUACCCAAGUCAGCGGAUUCCACAACUGUAAUGGCAGCAAAGGAGUAUGCGACGGAGCCUAAAGAGACGAUAGAGGAAGUCCACUCCGACCUAUUGCCCAACGUGGAAAGUGAAGAACAGAUGUGCAUAAACAAGGAGCACGAGGUGCCAAAAGUCGUGACUAAGUGCACAAAAACGGAGACUUUGAUGGCGGAAAUGGUGACGACAAGUACGCUACAAAGUGUGCAAGAGCAUGUAGAUUUCGCCACUUUAUCCUCUCCCAAACAAUUUGGUAAACUCGACCAAGUGACCGAAGUCAGAAUGAAGGAGAAAGAUCAGAAGGAAAAUCCGCACUUACAAGCAAACUCGAGGUCAUUGGCGAGGCAGAUGAUUGGCGGACCAUUUCGAAAUCGACUGGGAUUAUCUCCUGUUCGUGCACCAAGAGUCAAUGUAAUUGGCACAUGGUACACAUGCGCGGGCUGCAAUCAGCAACUGGGUACCAGUGACCUUAUGAUUAUUGAACAGCUGAGUUUGUUUUACCACCUCUCCUGUUUCGUCUGUGCCCGGUGUGGCAUCCAACUGAGCGAUGGACAGAACGAGACUUCGGUGAGGAUUCGCAAUGGCUUAAUUUACUGCUAUGUUUGCUACCAUCGGAUAAGCAAAUCACUGUCACGUAGUAAGGAGAGGAGCGAGAGAGCGAAAUUAAAGGAAAGUCCUACUCGAAGUGAUCGACAUUCCUCGCUGGCGCGAUCUUCCGCGAAGAUGGAACAGUUUUUUAACGCAAACUCCUCAUCCCAAUCGGGUGAGUACAUUGCAUAA